GAGAAAGAAGGAGCAUAGAUGUUAAAGAAGUUGGUGAGAUGAAUAGACCUGUCGAUUUAAAAGAGAUGAAAGGUGAAGAUGGAUUGAAAGGGUUUGUAUUAUUUAAACAACCUAGGUUAUCUGUUGUUCCUGUUCCUGAGAAUAUUUGGGAUAAAAUUUGUGAAAUUGGGGUGGAUUCACUAAGGAAGAAGAAGAAGAGGAAGACGGAGAAGAUUCAGAGGAAGCUGUUGUGUAGACAAUUUAGAUCAUCUUGCGACUUUUGAUUAUAUUUUGGUUUUUGUUUGGUAUUCCAGAGAUUUGAUUAAAUUCAAAAGCAUAUUUGAUUUCUCCCAGUUUCUUUUUUCUUAAUUGUCAGCUAAAUAUUCCUUUCUGGGCGUUGUUUGGAUGGUAACGUUUAACAUCCUCACCGGUGGAUGAGAUGAGAUGAAUUAUCCAUGGGCUCAUAACACUACCCAAAACCCAAAACCCCAAGCUGACGAAAACCCCAACUGGGAUUAGAAAUCAAAAAUUGGGGUUUUUGCUUAUUCAUAAGGAAAACAAGAACUUUGAAUUGAAUUCUCGCCGCUGCAUGAAUGGGUCUUUGAAGAGAAAACCAGAAGGUGGAGAAGAAGUAGUCAGUGACGAACAAAAGAAACAGAAAUCUCGAAUUGGCGAAGAAGAUAAUUCAGAAGUAGCAGCUUGUAUUCACGAGGUAUCGUAUCCAGAAGGAUAUACGCCUUCUCCUCUUCCUCGUCCUUCAUAUGAUAAUAAACCAGCAAAGAAAUACCCGUUUAGUCUUGAUCCAUUUCAAUCAGAAGCAAUACAAUGUUUAGAACAUGGAGAAUCAGUGAUGGUAUCAGCUCAUACUUCAGCUGGUAAAACUGUUGUAGCUCUGUAUGCAAUUGCUAUGUCUUUGAGAGAUAAACAGCGUGUUAUCUAUACUUCUCCAAUUAAAGCACUUAGCAAUCAAAAGUAUAGAGAAUUCAAACAAGAAUUCUCUGAUGUUGGCUUAAUGACUGGAGAUGUCACUAUUGAUCCUAAUGCUUCUUGUUUGGUUAUGACAACUGAAAUUUGGCGUAGUAUGCAAUAUAAGGGAUCUGAAAUUACGAGGGAAGUGGCAUGGGUGAUAUUUGACGAAGUACAUUAUAUGAGAGAUAGAGAAAGGGGUGUUGUUUGGGAAGAGAGUGUUGUAAUGGCACCCAAGAACUCGCGCUUUGGGUUUCUCUCUGCAACUGUGCCUAAUGCCAAGGAGUUUGCGGAUUGGGUUGCAAAGGUUCAUCGACAACCAUGCCAUGUUGUUUACACGGAUUAUCGUCCUACACCACUUCAGCAUUAUGUGUUUCCUUCUGGAGGGGAGGGUUUAUACUUGGUUGUGGAUGACAAGGGUAAAUUUCGGGAAGAUAGCUUUCAGAAAGCCUUGAAUGCAAUUAGUCCUGAUGGUGAAGGAGAUAAUAGAAAGAAGAGGAAUGGGAUAUGGCAGAAAGAGUUAGUGGCAUGUAAAUCAGGAGCAGAGAGUGAUAUCUUCAAGUUGGUGAAGAUGAUAAAACAACGCCAGUAUGAUCCUGCUAUAAUUUUCAGUUUUAGCAAAAGGGAGUGUGAGUCCCUCGCUAUGAUGAUGUCAAAGAUGGACCUAAGUACCGAUGUUGAGAAAGCGAAUAUAGAAGAGAUUUUUUGGAAUGCCAUGGACUUACUCUCGGACGACGAUAAAAAGCUUCCUCAGGUCUCAAACAUGUUACCUUUGUUGAAGCGGGGAAUAGGUGUGCAUCAUUCUGGCUUGCUACCUAUAUUGAAAGAAGUAAUAGAGAUACUCUUUCAAGAAGGUCUGAUCAAGUGUUUGUUUGCUACAGAGACAUUCAGCAUAGGGCUAAACAUGCCUGCAAAAACUGUGGUAUUCACAAAUGUGCGGAAGUUUGAUGGGGAUAAGUUCAGAUGGAUAUCCGGUGGAGAGUAUAUACAGAUGAGUGGUCGUGCUGGCCGUCGAGGAAUUGAUGAGCGCGGGAUAUGUAUUCUCAUGAUUGAUGAGAAACUGGAACCAUCUACAGCAAAAAUGAUGCUGAAGGGAAGUGCAGAUUGUUUGAACAGUGCCUUCCAUCUCAGUUACAAUAUGCUCUUGAAUCAAAUGCGGCGUGAAGAUGCCAAUCCUGUGGAUCUGCUUAAAAAUUCAUUUUAUCAAUUUCAGUCUGACCGCGCCAUUCCUGAUCUUAAGAACCAAGCGAAAAAACUAAAAGGAGAGAAAGAUUCAAUUAUCAUCGAAGAAGAAGAGAGUUUGUUGAAUUACUGCAAUCUUUUAGAGCAGUACCAAAAGCUGAAGAAGGAUAUUAAUGAUAUCGUUUUCUGUCCAAAAUACUGUUUACCCUUUUUAAAGCCUGACAGGCCUGUUUGUAUCCAAUGUACAAGAGGUGAUAAUAAGAUCCCAUCUUUCUCCAAUGAGGACCAAGAUACCUGGGGAGUGAUAAUCAACUUUGAAGAUGAUUCUAGGAGGAAGCCCGAGGAUGCAAACUACGAAGUACAUGUUCUUACGAAUGGUGUUGUUACCAAGGAUGGAGAUGGGAAAAAAUCAAUAAAGAUCGUCCCAUUGAAACAGCGGGGAGAGCCAGUUGUGGUUUCUGUGCCUCUAUCCCAGAUUAAUGCACUUAGCAGUCAUUGUUUGCCCAUACCAAAAGAUCUGUUGCCGUUGGCAGCUCGAGAAGAUGCUUUGAAAAUGGUUUGUGAAUAUGUUUCUGGAGGACCUCUCCUCCUGGAUCCCAUGGAGAACAUGAAGGUCCGGCAUAAAUAUUACAACAAGUUUGUUUCCCGGAUGGAGAAUCUAGAGAGCCAAUUCGGCAAGCAUGAAGUUGCAAUGUCUCUGCCUAGUGAAGAAAAGCUAAAGGUCUUUCAGUUGAAGAAAGAAUUGGAAGCAAAGAUCACGCUGAUCAGGAAUAAUGUGAGUUUCUCUAAAGCAUUGGCUUUUAAAGAUGAACUCAAGGCACGAAUGCGAGUUCUUCGGAGUCUAAAGUAUGUUACACGAGCUGGUGUUGUGGAGUUGAAGGGGAAGGUUGCUUUUGAGAUUACCAGUGCUGAUGAGCUGACACUGACAGAGCUCAUGUUUAAGGGUGUGUUCAACAGAGCUACUGUCGAGGAGAUGAUUUCUUUGCUGUCGUGUUUUGUGUGGAAGGAGAAACUUCAGGAUGCCCAGAAACCCAGGGAAGGGCUUGGCCUGUUGUUCACUGAGCUGCAAGAGACAGCAAGAACUGUUGCCAACGCUCAGCUUAAUUGCAAGGUCCCAAUUGACAUAGAAGGUUUUGUAAAUUCCUUCAGACCCGAUAUUAUGGAGGUCGUAUAUGCAUGGGCAAAAGGGUCCAAAUUCUAUGAAAUAAUGGAAAUCGCACAGGUUUUUGAGGGUAGUUUGAUCAGGGCAAUCAGGAGACUGGAGGAAGUUCUUCAGCAGCUAACAGAGGCAGCAAAAUCUGUAGGUGAUACCCAACUUGAAGCCAAGUUUCAAGAAGCUGUUACUAAGAUUAAAAGGGAUAUUGUCUUUGCAGCGUCUUUGUAUUUGUAAAUUUCCUGAAAAAUGCCAUAAAUUACUUUGUGAAU
Molecule: messenger RNA, 3552 nt
Organism: Papaver somniferum (opium poppy)
Lineage: Eukaryota; Viridiplantae; Streptophyta; Magnoliopsida; Ranunculales; Papaveraceae
Product: DExH-box ATP-dependent RNA helicase DExH9-like
Exons: 12
Coding region: 569-3517 (982 amino acids)
Biological process (GO): maturation of 5.8S rRNA; RNA catabolic process
Cellular component (GO): nucleus
Molecular function (GO): RNA helicase activity; RNA binding; ATP binding
Source: RefSeq, a predicted model, not a curated record